Saccostrea cuccullata (small rock oyster) is the source of this 840-nucleotide messenger RNA. RefSeq lists its product as uncharacterized. Lineage: Eukaryota; Metazoa; Mollusca; Bivalvia; Ostreida; Ostreidae. Bases 535 to 840 code for a protein of 101 amino acids. The transcript has 4 exons. The record is from RefSeq and is a predicted model, not a curated record.
UCGGUUGCACGAACGUUAGUUAAAUUAAAUGUAAGUUAAGCCUUUCAUUGUUAGUUAAAAAUUUAACUGUCAGUUACGUAACUAGCCAUUAAAAAUGGGUUGCACGAAACGUAAUUAAACGUUCAUUAGUUAACUAUGACUGAACUCAUCGACGUUAGUUAACAAGCAAUUCAAUACGUCUGCGCGUGCGUUUUCCUUACAACUGUAUGGAAUAUGGCUGCCAAACGAGAGAGAUGUGCUAACUGGAGUAUCGCAGAAAUUACCCUUUUGACGGAGUUUGUUGAAAAAAAUGAGGAAACUCUUAAAGCGAAACAAUGUAACCAAAUUACGAACGCAAAAAAAUGCUAUGUGGGCAGAGGUUACGGCUAUGAUUAAUGCCAUCGGUGUGCAAAAACGCACUGUAGAGCAAGUUAAAUUUAAGUGGGGUAAUUUGCAACAAAGAAAAGCUUUAGUGAAGCUAGAAAAAAAAGCAAAUUGACCGGAGGAGGUCCUCCACCAAAGCCGCUUACUGCCACUGAAGAGAAGAUCAUCGAGAUGAUGAAAGAUCUUCCAAAUUUCAGUGGCAUUGUAGGCGGCUUUGAGUCAUCUGUGCCGGCAUUUGCAGUGGUGUCAAAAGAAACUGAGCCAGAGGCAACAUCUACCUCCACCCAUGGUACCAAUGAAGAAGGAACGGAAGCAGAUGCAAACGAGGUCCGAAGUUCUGAGUGUACUUAUCCUGAUUGUGAAAGGUCGGAUAUGGAAAAGGAAACAGAGAUGGAAAGUUGCAGUGAACGUGAUCAGUCACCAUCGGUUCCCAAACAUAAGAUUAACAAGGAUGGCUUCAGAAUGGCAGACUUUUGA